This is a messenger RNA of Dipodomys ordii (Ord's kangaroo rat), 768 nucleotides long. It is a transcript of the gene Cks2, whose product is annotated as CDC28 protein kinase regulatory subunit 2. Gene Ontology annotation, biological process: regulation of mitotic cell cycle. The record is from RefSeq and is a predicted model, not a curated record. The transcript is spliced from 4 exons. Lineage: Eukaryota; Metazoa; Chordata; Mammalia; Rodentia; Heteromyidae. Gene Ontology annotation, cellular component: SCF ubiquitin ligase complex; cyclin-dependent protein kinase holoenzyme complex. Gene Ontology annotation, molecular function: cyclin-dependent protein serine/threonine kinase activator activity; histone binding; ubiquitin binding. The coding region runs from base 1 to 495 and encodes 164 amino acids.
AUGUCUGAAAGUGAACAGGACCAGCCUCUUGGAGGUGAGCAGCGGGGCCCCAAACUUUCAUUCACCCUUUCAUCGACAUCAAGCAUCAAGGCGCAUCAUGAAAGUGCCAUUCGGCUGGCGUGGCUGCGCCAGGGAGGAGAGGCCGUGCGGGAACCCGAGCCGAGUGGCGUCAGGGAGGGAGAAGGGGACGCUUCCGGCCGCUCAGCCCGGCCGGAUGUGGUGCGCAGCCCCAACUCGGGGACCAAAGUAGUCUCCGCCAACCCUUGGGGCCUCCGGCCUCGACAUAGCACUAAUGCUUGGCUGUCUGUUACUAGGCAUGUCAUGUUACCCAGAGAACUUUCUAAACAAGUACCCAAAACUCAUCUGAUGUCUGAAGAGGAGUGGAGGAGACUUGGUGUCCAACAGAGUCUUGGCUGGGUUCAUUACAUGAUCCAUGAGCCAGAACCCCAUAUUCUUCUCUUUAGACGACCUCUUCCAAAAGAGCAACAAAAAUGAAGUCUUAUCUGGGAUCAUCAGUUAAACCUUGUUCAAAUGUAUAUGUGUAUAUAAGGGUAGUAUUCAGUGAAUACUUGAAAAAAAUGUACAAUUCAUCAAUACCUGUGCCAUGAGCUGUAUUCUUCACAGCAACAGAGCUCAGUUAAAUGCAACUGCAAGUAGGUUAUUGUAAGGUGUUUAAAAUUUCUUCUAGUUGUUUUUUUCUCUUAAUAUAAGUGCUUGUUUGACUUUACGUGUUAUUUUUGUUAAAUAAAGUUUGUAUGUUGCAUUUAC